Messenger RNA from Pseudo-nitzschia multistriata, 1987 nucleotides. NCBI's taxonomy places the organism in Eukaryota, Bacillariophyta, Bacillariophyceae, Bacillariales, Bacillariaceae. The record is from the annotation of a GenBank genome assembly.
GCUAUCCAUAAAAGAGAAAGCAAUCAGAUUCUAUCAACAGCCUUCAUCGGAUCCAUUGACUUACCGUCAACGCAUUCAAUCUCUUCACGUCCAUUGGAUCAACAAUCGAUUGAAAAAUGCACUUSUGUUCCUCCAAGUUGUGUACAUUUAUUUUGGUUUUGUUUUUUCGUUUGGAAGUUGUUCUAUCAUUUUGGCAAUCCGGAUUUUCACGCWCCCGAUAUCAAUCUAAAGUCUUGAGUUCUUGGUGGCAGCYGACAGAUACCAGAAUAGAUAAACGACUGUUCUUGUCGCUGAUCGAACCGGGUACACCUCGAAAUAGCCGGUUUCGACCACCAUUUACACAAGUAAUUUCGGAUGUGGACGACACUCUGAAGAGUAGCGGUGGUGUGAAUGUUGGGGGAGUUGCUCUGGGGGGGAUCGAUGUCCAGUAUGAACGCGGCGACUUUUACCCUGGUGUCGGCGAAUUCAUGCUUGGGAUGAGCCUCUAUGGAUUGCCGAAGGAAGACGUCACUUCUCCGGCCAAAAUCGCGAUACUGACUGCGAGGGCCGAGGAAUUCAAGGCUGCGCUAGAAAUCAAAGAGGACAGCAAACUGGCAGUAGCGCUGCGAAGCGCAGGGGUGAAAGCAGGCAUAGACGGAUGGGGGGUACGUGCUUGUGUUCUAUUUUUGUGAGUUGCCUCAARUAAUAACUCACUUACUAUCGCAAUUUCAUAAAAUUUCUUUCUUACGGCGAAAAAUCCAAAGAUUGGGCCUGUUUUAUAUGGGAGUGUCGCCGAAUGGAUCGUUCAAGAUCGCAAAGGUCUUCGAAAAUUUACUAAUUUUGAACGGCUGAUACARCAAGAUCCCACUGGCAUGAUAUUUCAGGUAAGUUUCAUGUUUUGUUUCCAGCGGAAAUGCAUGAAGUAUACAGAUAUGUUUGCACCCAAAAAAACUUAUUUCAAUCAAUGCCGGAAUGAUUUCUUUCCCAAAGUAUGUUUAUGUCGGUGAUGUUGGAGAGUUAGACCAAGAGGCAGGUGAAACUAUGCUUCGAGAAUAUCCAGAAGUAGUAAAAGCAGUCUUUCUUCACGUUGUCACCGAUCAGGCAGAUGUGACACCAAUCAUACCGGCACCAAAAUAUAUCAAUGGACGCCCUCUAGUUUUCUUUCGGACCUACGUCGGAGCUGCAGUAGAUGCAGUCCAGCUAGGGAUGAUGGACUUGCUUGGUUUGAAAGCRGUAGCAGAGGCAGCAAUCGAAAAGCUAGCCGGAGUUCCGAAAACCUCAGACAAAUGGGAAGAUCUCCAAAAAGAUUUGGCUCGUGCUAAUAUUCUGUUUGAAAAAAAUAAGGAUGAACUGAAGUUUUGGUAACGAUGGAUUGGCGAUGAACUCGCGAAAGAUGACAUAUUUUAUCACGAUGCAUCACAAAGAAUUGCGAUACUCAGAUUUUUUGUGAAUCGACUUGAGAAAAUGAUUUUUGGGGUUAUGUCUGUGAUGGGUAGGUCCAAUAAAUCRAUGCCCAGUCAAAAAUUGGCUAAAAUUAUCGCGGGGAUUUCCCGAGCAGAAUAUGGAGGAAAAUACAUMACUCCCUACAAUUUUCCACUUGGCGGGAUGAUUUGGGAUGGUGAGAGCUCUACUUUUACUUGCUUGAGAAAAACAAAGUUUGCUCCAGUGCAAAGUAAUCAGCAUGGGAUACUACUAGUACUACAUACGCUCGGUAAUAAGAAAUAUCAUGAUGUUAUAUUCUCAAGUUCUGGUACCACAAUCAUACAAGUAGCAGAGGACGAGGAACCGAGAAACAGUAGCAUCACUACUAAAUGGAACACAUUAUGGUGUUAAUUCCAGGAGCUUUUGCAGCUCAAGAGCCCACCACAUCUUUCAGAAGGUGGUGGAACUUCAAACCAAUUGUACUAGCAGCUGCAAAGUAUUCUCUCAUUUGCAGCUGCUGAUUGACGGACUGUACCAACCAGACUGGGUAACAUAGUACAAGUGCGAAUAAAUGAGUGACAUCUUA